Ilex paraguariensis (yerba mate) is the source of this 1089-nucleotide messenger RNA. The record is from the annotation of a GenBank genome assembly. NCBI's taxonomy places the organism in Eukaryota, Viridiplantae, Streptophyta, Magnoliopsida, Aquifoliales, Aquifoliaceae.
AUGGAUGGAGUGAAUUCUCAUCUGUCUCCGACCACAUAUCAUAUGAACGGCGGUGAUGGUCCUUACAGCUACGUUCAAAAUUCUGAUUAUCAGAAAGAAGUAAUAGAUUUUGCAAAGGGACUGCUCAACGAGAUGAUAGCAGAGAAGCUUGACGUUGAAAACCCUUCCUUUGAUCCAUCAAACCCCAUCUGCAUUGCAGAUUUAGGCUGUUCUGUUGGACCCAACACAUUCUAUGCAGUGAACAACAUCAUUGAAGCCAUUGAACUGAAAUACAAAUCAAACCCUCAAACCCCAUCAUUCCAUGUCUUCUUCAACGACCACACCACCAAUGAUUUCAACACUCUCUUCAAAACCCUCCCCACUAACCGGAAAUACUUCGCCGCCGGAGUCGCGGGUUCUUUCCACCGCCGGUUGUUUCCAAACAGCACCCUUCAUUUUGUUCACUGCUCUGCUGCACUGCACUGGCUCUCAGAAGUACCAAAGGAACUGAAGGAUAGAAACUCUCUUGCAUGGAAUAAAGGAAGUGUUCUACACACAAGCCCAGUGAAAGAGGUUAGAGAGGCAUAUUCAGCUCAGUUCAGGAAAGAUAUGGAGGAGUUUUUAAGUGGUAGAGCACAAGAGCUUGUGCGUGGAGGGUUGAUGGUGCUUAUAGUGCAGGGUUUGCCCGAUGGGGUCCUUCUUUCUGAGACUACUGUGGGUAUGGGGUUCUGUGUACUUGCUUCGUGCCUCGACGACAUGGCUAAGACGGGUGUUGUAAGUGCAGAAAAGGUGGACUCCUUCAACUUGCCUUUCUACCAUCCCUCUUCAAAGGAGUUAAGGGCAUUGAUAGAGACAAAUGGAUAUUUCCAUGUUGAAAGAAUAGAGAAAUUGAGUACCCCCUGGAGACACGAAACACCCGAUCUUCAACUUGUUGGCAUGCAUUUGAGAGCUGUCAUCGGGGGACUAAUUGAGGAACACUUCGGAGAUGAGAUCCUUGACGACUUGUUCCAACGCCACAUUAAGAAACUUGGGGAGAGUGCAUUCAUAUACGAUGAGAAGUACCGUAAAGAGGCUAAUUAUUUUGUGUUUCUCAAGAGAAAAGUCGCUUGA